Messenger RNA from Aspergillus thermomutatus, 990 nucleotides. RefSeq names its product serine/threonine-protein phosphatase. Gene Ontology annotation, cellular component: cytosol. The transcript has 6 exons. The coding region runs from base 1 to 990 and encodes 329 amino acids. NCBI's taxonomy places the organism in Eukaryota, Fungi, Ascomycota, Eurotiomycetes, Eurotiales, Aspergillaceae. Gene Ontology annotation, biological process: peptidyl-serine dephosphorylation; mitotic cell cycle. Gene Ontology annotation, molecular function: protein serine/threonine phosphatase activity. The record is from RefSeq and is a predicted model, not a curated record.
AUGGACAACAACAUGGAAAUUGAUCCGGCGCGGUCACCGGAGCCUCAUCACCUUUCGCCCACAACCGACCCUGGGUCCAUACCUACGCUCGAUGGGUGGAUCGAAAACCUGAUGGCUUGCAAGCAACUAGCGGAAGAUGAUGUUCGGAGACUUUGUGAUCGAGCUAGAGAAGUGCUGCAGGAGGAGUCGAAUGUGCAGCCAGUCAAAUGCCCCGUGACUGUCUGUGGUGAUAUACAUGGUCAAUUCCACGAUUUAAUGGAGCUGUUCCGCAUUGGAGGUCCUAAUCCUGACACAAACUACCUCUUCAUGGGUGACUAUGUCGACCGUGGUUACUACUCUGUAGAGACCGUCACCCUUCUUGUCUGCCUCAAGAUCCGUUACCCCCAGCGAAUCACCAUUCUCCGAGGAAACCACGAGUCCCGCCAGAUCACACAAGUGUAUGGAUUUUAUGACGAGUGCUUGCGCAAAUACGGCAAUGCUAAUGUCUGGAAAUACUUCACCGACCUCUUCGACUACCUUCCUCUCACCGCUCUCAUCGAGAACCAGAUCUUCUGCCUGCACGGCGGUCUGAGUCCCUCCAUCGAUACUCUUGACAACAUUCGUUCUCUGGAUCGGAUCCAGGAAGUUCCUCAUGAGGGACCCAUGUGUGAUCUGCUCUGGAGUGACCCCGACGACCGAUGCGGCUGGGGUAUUUCUCCCCGUGGUGCUGGUUACACCUUUGGGCAAGAUAUCUCGGAAGCAUUCAAUCACAACAACGGCUUGACUCUUGUUGCACGAGCACAUCAAUUGGUUAUGGAGGGAUACAAUUGGUCGCAGGAUAGAAAUGUGGUCACCAUUUUCUCGGCCCCCAACUAUUGUUACCGCUGCGGUAACCAAGCCGCGAUCAUGGAAAUUGACGAGCAUCUGAAAUAUACAUUCUUACAAUUUGAUCCUUGCCCACGCGCGGGAGAACCAAUGGUCUCGAGACGUACACCUGAUUAUUUCCUGUGA